Helianthus annuus (common sunflower) is the source of this 789-nucleotide messenger RNA. RefSeq lists its product as uncharacterized. Bases 1 to 789 code for a protein of 262 amino acids. NCBI's taxonomy places the organism in Eukaryota, Viridiplantae, Streptophyta, Magnoliopsida, Asterales, Asteraceae. The record is from RefSeq and is a predicted model, not a curated record. The transcript is spliced from 4 exons.
AUGAAUUGGAUUGCAUGGAAUAAAGUGAUUGCUCCAAUUGAAUAUGGUGGGCUUGGGUUUGGAUCAUUAAUGGACGCAAAUUUAGCCAUGUUGGCAAAAUGGUGGUGGCGCUUUAAAGUACAGGAAAAAGGUCUUUGGAAGAGAGUCAUUUGGGCUAUUCACCACAAUUCAAGGUCUUGGUCGGCGAUUCCUGCAAAGCUAUCUAUUCCGGGGCAAUGGAAACAAAUUAUUAAUAUCCAACAACACCUAAGUCGUAAGGGCAUUGACCUUCAUAAGCAUACGAGGUUUCCCAGUUUGUUUGGUAUUGUGGGUUGGAGGCUUUCGGCAGUUCAGUUGGGACAGCAAGGGCAAGAAGCAGGGGAGUUAUCGGGAUUGAUGGGCAUCCUUUCAUCCGUGUCGGUCUCGUCUAAUUUAGACAGUGUAAAAUGGGGUUUACACCAAUCGGCUGAAUUCACAGUUAGAAGCAUCAAAGAAAUCCUCAACGCGUACAGUAGAUUAGAGCCCGGUUACAAGUUUGUGUGGAAUAGUUGGGUCCCGAAAAAAGUGGGUUUUGUCACGUGGCGAGCAAAGAAGGAACGAUUACCUACCAGGGCUGCACUUCAGGCAAGAAACAUCCAGGUUAACUCGGUUAUGUGUGCACUAUGUGGAGAUUAUACCGAGACGAGUGAUCACUUGUUUGUGUCCUGCUCCAAGAAAAAGAAGAAGGCUUUAAAUGCUAUUGUUCAGGCUUUAAAUGCUAUUGUUCACGUUACAAUGUGGAGCAUAUGGAUGCCGCUUGCUAAUGAAUAA